UUUUUACUCCAAACAAACGCUCCGACGAUUGUAUAUGUUUUCGUGGGACCAUUGCGGAGUAUAUUGGAAUACACGGACACACGCGACGUUUUACUCCCUGCUUCCGGGGACGAGGUGGAUAAUCGCUGAGUAAUCCGGCCCGUCGAUCAGCGGUGUGUCGCGUAGAGGAGCAACAAGUCGCCUUGCCUCUCAUCGCCAGCGCGCCCGUGGUCGCGGUACCUUCGUUGCACGAGCGUGGAUACAACAUGUCCGCUACGACCCGGGUCGGUGUGGUCCCCGGGAUCUCGUACUACGCGUGCGGCGCGAUACGAUGAUGCGCGCGCGACGUAUACGAUCUUAGGGGGUAAACGCGAUGCGUCCACGCGCUACGUCGACGACGGCGUACGACGAUCUCGCGUACAACGACGACGACGACGGCGACGACUUUGCAUACGCAUUGUACGACGAUGACGGAGUCGGAACUUUGCCGGCUAUGCGCCGAGACCAAGGACAGUCUCAUCGGGAUCUACGACGCCGAAGGCCAGAAGCUCGCGAUCGAGGCCAAGAUCGCGAAAUGCCUGCAGAUACAGGUUGUAAUAACAGAUGGCUUGCCACUCAUGGUUUGCAUAGACUGCUGUGAUUCAUUGAACCAGUGCAAUGAAUUCUUUGAGAAGACUAAUCAAGCACAAAUAUCUCUGAAACAAUUGCUAAUAGAUCCAAAGUCUGAACCACAACCGACCGAACCAAAUAUAGAUUGUGUUGAGGAGACCGUAGAGUUUCCAAAGAAUGAAGCUAACAAUAAGGAGGAGAUUAUCCAAUGUCAAUUAUCUGGCAAUUAUAUCAAUGAAACAGUCAAUAUCUUGAAUAAUUCUUACUUCAUUGAGGGAUGUAAUAAAAACGCGAAUUCCGAAACUCAAGAAAUGCAAGAUAAUGCAAAACAGAAGAAGUGUAAGAUACAGAUAAAGAAGAGCUCUCCCAAACAAACUAAGAAAAAAUUAAAGAAAAAAGGUCAGAUACAAAAGAUUGAAGAAGAAUCUGAGCUUGAUAUACCUUCUCAAGUAGACAAGGAACAGAAUGAUGUCGCAAAUGAAGUCAUAGAUAAUUAUAUGCCUGUAGAGACAGAAUCAAAUUUAGAAAUAAGAGAAACACGAACGAUAGACCCAACAAAGCAUGGAAGAAAAAAGACAGAAGGUUUGGAGAGAUAUCCUUGGUUAUGUACAGAUUGUAAUGACAAAUUACCAUCUCUAGAAGCAUUAGAGGAGCAUCAUGAAAUGGUGCAUAAUCAGCAAGCCAAGUAUAUGUGUGUGCAAUGUUGUAAGGUUUAUGAUAAAUAUUAUGGGUUUCUUACUCAUGUUAAAAGGCAUAAGAAUAAAGCGAAGUUCAGCUGUGACGAUUGUGGAAAAUCAUUUGUACAUAAAAAAGUAUUAGACUCUCAUAAGACAAUUCACAGCGAGGAACGGCCAUAUGUGUGCCAAACUUGCGGUAAAGCUUUUAGGCAGCAAAGUGCUUUAUGUAUUCAUAAUCGAUGCCAUUUACCUGAAACUAUGAAGAAUAGAUUUCCAUGCGAUCAAUGUGAUAAAAGGUUCUCAACAAAACCAAAUCUUGUAACACACAAACGUAUUCAUUCUGGUGUCAGAAACUUCACGUGCGAUCAAUGUGGUAAAAGUUUCAUACAGAAAGGAAAUUUAGAAGCUCAUUUCUUAACUCAUUCACCAGAUAAGCCAUACAAUUGCUCUCAAUGUACAAAAGCAUUUAAAACACCCUUACAAUUGAAAAAACAUGAAACAGUACAUACUGGUGCCAAGCCGCAUCAAUGUGCUGUAUGUGGACGAACUUUUAGAGAGAAAGGAACCUUGAGAGAACAUCACAGAAUUCAUACCGGUGCAAUGCCGUUUACCUGUGAAUUCUGUGGAAAGUGCUUCCGUUUUAAAGGGAUAUUAACUACACACAGGCGACAACACACCGGAGAGCGUCCGUACAGUUGUUUGGAGUGUCAGCAUCAUUUUACGAAUUGGCCAAAUUAUAACAAACACAUGAAACGUAGACAUGGAAUUAAUACUUCUCACACUAAGCAUCUAACCAAUAAUCAACAAUUGCAACAGCAGCAGCCGACCGAACAAACACAGACUCCGAUACAACAGCAGUCUGCUGAAGAGGAUCCACUUCCAAUACCUCAAACAGAAUCAACGACAGUACAAGUAAUACAAGCAGUUCCUCAUGCUUCAGCAUCACAACCGAUAGUCAUCCAAGCUAUUCCAACAACUGCUAUUCAGACUUUUCAAACGGAUGUCACUAGUACUGUCCAAGAAACGGUAUUCAGAGAUCGAAACACAUAUUUCAAUCCAGUGCCAGGGUUACAAAACUUUUUGCCAACGAACUUGCCGUAUAACUUUUACAGCAUUCCUAAUGUUACGGAAAAUGAUUUAAUUCAACAUAGGUAAAAGUUAAGAUGAAGCUUGAAUAAAGACGACUAUGUUUUUGUGCCGAUUGAUUAAAGUUGGAAAACAUGCGACAAUAACGUAUUAAAUCAAUAUAAAAUUUCUAAAUAUCUAAAUUGGUUUACGGUCUAAAAAUAAGAUACUUAUUGUUUAGACAUGCAAACAGAAAAGUCAAUAAUUAUUUAAAUAUGUUAUAAUUUAAAUAAUUAGUUCGCAUGUAAUCCUCACAGAAUCUAAAAGCUAAAAGAUUGGAACAAAAACAUGGGAACUAGUUAAAUGCAUAAGUACAUAAAUAGUAUCAGCCUUUUGUAUAGAAUCAGACAAAAUAAUUAUAUACGUUUUAUAUUGUA
Molecule: messenger RNA, 2767 nt
Organism: Acromyrmex echinatior (Panamanian leafcutter ant)
Lineage: Eukaryota; Metazoa; Arthropoda; Insecta; Hymenoptera; Formicidae
Product: Parkin Interacting Substrate
Biological process (GO): regulation of transcription by RNA polymerase II
Cellular component (GO): nucleus; nucleoplasm
Molecular function (GO): zinc ion binding; DNA-binding transcription repressor activity, RNA polymerase II-specific; RNA polymerase II cis-regulatory region sequence-specific DNA binding
Source: RefSeq, a predicted model, not a curated record